AUGCUACUCCAGCAACUCAAUCGCAGGGUGUUCUACUCAAAGAAUGCAAUAACUGAAGAUUUCAUAAACGACAUACUGGCUAAAGCCAAGAAGGCUACUGAAGCUCCUACUACAAGUAUCAAAAACAGACCGAGAGUCGCUAAUAGAGAAGAUUAUAGAAAUAGGUCAAAAUAUAGGCAGAGGAAUGCUAAUACAAUCGUGGCUAGUAAUGAUAUCCCAUCUCCAGGGAAUCUAGCAACAACUGUAAAGAUUGAGCAAGCACAAUUUAAAAAUAAACGAGGAAACCAGGAAAACUCAUCAGAUCUUCUAGACUUGUUUGAUACUGCACCAGUAGCAGGGAACAAUGGAGCAAUGAUUAGCAGUGCAAAAAAUAUGGUCAAAUAUAAGGCGAGAAAUGGCAAUGCACAAAGGCAUAGGCGUGGACCAGGAUCCAGCCGUAGCUCAACCAACGCUAGGCCUUUCAAUUUACGUAGAAACUCUGCAAUAGUGAUGGAGCAGCCUGAGUAUGUCCCUCCAAAUGAUUUUUAUGAUUUACAGGAACCAACACCACAAUCUUUAUUACAAUAUUAUCCUUCUCUUUCACAUACAAAAAGGUCGAGAUUAAUAAAUUUUGCCCAUAAGACUCUAGUUGAAUCGAAUUAUCCAAUUUACAGGAAUCCCAAGUUGAAUAAUAAUGAUAUUACAUUUCUUCCUCGAAUGGUCUCCUUUGGUAAGUAUAUGCCUGGUACUUCCGUAAUUCUAGAGAAGGAAAAGUUGUUAAAGAAUAAUGCAAUUCAUAUAAACCAAGAAAAGUACAGUUGCAUGACUAAUGGCAGCUAUUAUACAAUCCCCGAGGCAAUAGCUGGAAAUUCAAAUAUCUUGAAUGGUAUAAGACUGAGCUUACAGAGAAAUUCAGAUUUAAACUCUACUAAAGAAAGGGUCGAUUCAUUGUAUAAUAUUUGUGCUGGUAAAAAGCCAAUUACAAAACUCAUGUAA
Kazachstania africana CBS 2517 is the source of this 975-nucleotide messenger RNA. RefSeq names its product mitochondrial 37S ribosomal protein mS46 RSM28 (gene RSM28). The transcript has a single exon. The record is from RefSeq and is a predicted model, not a curated record. NCBI's taxonomy places the organism in Eukaryota, Fungi, Ascomycota, Saccharomycetes, Saccharomycetales, Saccharomycetaceae. Bases 1 to 975 code for a protein of 324 amino acids.